Messenger RNA from Spodoptera littoralis (African cotton leafworm), 1299 nucleotides. The record is from the annotation of a GenBank genome assembly. Lineage: Eukaryota; Metazoa; Arthropoda; Insecta; Lepidoptera; Noctuidae.
AUGGGCGACAAAGGUGACGGAGAAACCUUUGAUGAUGCGGUUGAAGAGAGGGUCAUCAAUGAAGAGUAUAAAAUAUGGAAAAAGAAUACUCCAUUUUUGUACGAUCUGGUUAUGACACACGCUCUGGAGUGGCCCUCGCUAACUGCCCAGUGGCUACCUGACGUGACCCGGCCUGAAGGAAAGGAUUAUUCGGUACAUAGAUUAAUCUUGGGUACUCACACAUCAGAUGAACAGAAUCACUUGCUGAUUGCAAGUGUACAGCUUCCCAAUGAAGAUGCACAGUUUGAUGCGAGCCACUAUGACAAUGAUAAAGGUGAAUUUGGUGGCUUCGGAUCAGUGUCAGGUAAAAUUGACAUUGAGAUCAAAAUCAACCAUGAGGGUGAAGUGAACAGGGCUCGCUACAUGCCUCAGAACCCCUGUGUGAUUGCCACCAAGACUCCUUCCUCUGAUGUGUUGGUCUUUGACUACACAAAGCAUCCAUCAAAGCCUGAACCUUCUGGGGAAUGCCAUCCUGAUCUCAGAUUGCGUGGUCACCAAAAAGAGGGCUAUGGUUUAUCCUGGAAUCCAAACCUUAAUGGUUAUCUGCUGUCAGCGAGUGAUGACCAUACAAUAUGUCUUUGGGACAUAAACGCGACGCCGAAGGAAGGUCGCGUCAUUGAAGCUAAGUCGGUGUUCACUGGACACACGGCCGUGGUUGAGGAUGUCGCCUGGCAUCUCCUGCACGAAUCACUAUUCGGAUCUGUGGCUGAUGAUCAGAAACUUAUGAUUUGGGAUACUAGAUGUAACAACACAUCAAAGCCCUCUCACACAGUAGACGCGCAUACUGCUGAAGUCAACUGUCUCAGCUUCAAUCCCUACUCUGAAUUCAUUCUAGCUACAGGCAGUGCUGAUAAAACGGUAGCGCUGUGGGACCUCCGGAACCUGAAGCUGAAGCUGCACUCAUUCGAGUCACACAAGGACGAGAUCUUCCAAGUCCAGUGGUCGCCGCAUAACGAGACCAUCCUUGCCAGCAGUGGUACCGACAGAAGGCUUCACGUGUGGGAUCUGUCGAAGAUAGGUGAGGAGCAGACGGCCGAAGACGCCGAGGAUGGUCCUCCUGAGUUAUUGUUCAUCCACGGUGGACAUACAGCUAAGAUAUCAGACUUCUCGUGGAACCCUAACGAACCGUGGGUUAUCUGCUCUGUGUCCGAAGACAAUAUUAUGCAGGUAUGGCAGAUGGCUGAGAACAUCUACAAUGACGAGGAGCCCGAGACGCCCGCGUCGGAGCUGGAAUCUGGUGUGAACGUGAACCACGGCUAG